Molecule: messenger RNA, 930 nt
Organism: Penicillium argentinense
Lineage: Eukaryota; Fungi; Ascomycota; Eurotiomycetes; Eurotiales; Aspergillaceae
Product: putative AMP-binding enzyme
Exons: 2
Coding region: 1-930 (309 amino acids)
Source: RefSeq, a predicted model, not a curated record
AUGUCUUGUGGUUUGAAGAAGAUCCAGGAAGGCUGGGUGUUCAACAAUCCGGAAUGGGAGGCGUGCAGUAGUAAUCAGAUUGAGUAUCUUUUGGUGAAGGAGAUUGUUGGAAUGGCAUGCGCACUAUUCUUUACCUGCUUCCUCGAAACAACUCUGGUAGUCGGACCACCAGUCCUACCAACCCCAAAGCUCGUCGGAGACGUCCUCAACCAUGGAAAGGUAGAUGUCACCAUCCUCUCCCCGGCCAUCAUCGAAGAGCAGUGCCGCACACCAGGCGGGCUAGAAUCUCUCCGCAAAACGAAAUCCGUCUACUACGCAGGCGCACUCUUGGCAUCCAAAGCCGGCGACCUAUUGAUAUCGCACACCCACGUGAUCCCUCCCAUCGGCAGCUCCGAGGCUGGCGGGUAUUUAACUACUGGGAAUGACCUCCCCGAUUCAUGGGCCUAUGUUCGAUUUCUGGAGCCUGCGGGGGCCGUUUUCGAGCAUCGCUUUGAUGACCUGUACGAACUGAUCUUUGUCCGUCAACCGGAUUAUAGCACACAGAUUAUUUUCUACUUAUACCCCGAGCGAGACGGGUACGAAACCAAGGGUCUCUGGACAGAACACCCCACCCAGAAAGGUCUGUGGAAGAUCAUCGGCCGGGCAGAUGACCAUUCAGCCCUGAUCGGAGGACAUGGGUAUGAGGGACCGGUUCUUUUGAUCGAUCUGUAUCCCGGACCGAUGGAGGAUGACCAUGCGUCGUUUAUUGCUUCUUUGCAGCCGAAUAUUGAUAACGUGAAUAGGCAGGUGCACAGCGCAGUGAAACUGAGAGCAGACCGGAUCAUUAUGGCGAAAAAGAAGAAGCCAUUUUUCCGGACGGCGAAGGGGACUGUUGGGCGGAUACAGACAUUGAGGCUGUAUAAGGAGGAGAUUGCUGCCAUCUUUGAAUAG